Molecule: messenger RNA, 1710 nt
Organism: Lathyrus sativus (Indian pea)
Lineage: Eukaryota; Viridiplantae; Streptophyta; Magnoliopsida; Fabales; Fabaceae
Source: the annotation of a GenBank genome assembly
AUGGCCUCCAUCACUUCCAUCGAACUCAAUUUCCUAAUAUUUCGUUACCUCAACGAAUCAGGUUUCACACAUUCUGCUUAUACUUUUGGUAAUGAAGCUGCCAUUAACAAAUGUCCCAUUGAUGGAAAUUUGGUACCACCAGGUGCUCUUGUUACAUUUGUUCAAAAGGGACUGCAGUACUUUGAAAUGGAAGCCAACUUGAGUAAUGUUAGCAUCCUCUGUUUUUGCAUUCUUGAUUUUAUCUACUGUGAUGCAGACCUGGACGAAGAUUUUUCAUUCUUACAACCUUUGGAUCUUAUCACAAAAAAUGUGCAUGAACUUGGGCAAAUGAUUAAUGAAAGAAGGAAAAAACUACUGAAGGAGAGAAAUAAAGAAUUAGAAAAGGAGCACGAGGCUGAGCGUGGACGGGUAAGAGAAAAAGAAAGACAUCAAAGGGAGAAAGAAGUUGAAAAGGAUAGGGAGAGGGUAAAAGUUGCUAAAGAGAGAGAACAGCAUGUUAAUAAGACUGACAGAGAAGUGGUCAGAGAUCAAGAAAAGGUUACUGCAAAGCAUGAAGUGAAUGGAGCAGCCGGAGGACCAGAAUCAACGGACAUCUGCACGACAUCAACAUCUCAGCCACGUCAAAUUCUGAGUUCAGAUGUGACAAUCUUGGAAGGGCAUACUUCAGAGGUGUGUGCUUGUGCAUGGUGUCCUUCAGGAUCUCUUCUUGCAUCAGGGUCUGGGGAUUCGACAGCUCGUAUAUGGGCAAUACCAGAAGGAAGAUGUAAGCCUGUUUCACAGAGUGUCCCUUUGGAGGCGUUGGUGUUGAAGCAUGUUAGGGGUAAAACAAAUGAAAAGCAUAACGACGUCACUACAAUUGAUUGGAAUGGGGAGGGGACACUUCUGGCAACUGGUUCAUAUGACGGGCAAGCAAGAAUUUGGACCACUAAUGGUGAGUUGAAGAGUACAUUAAGCAAACACUCGGGACCAAUAUUCUCUCUGAAGUGGAAUAAGCGAGGUGAUUAUAUCGUGACUGGAAGUUGUGAUAAAACUACGAUUGUUUGGGAUGUGAAGGCAGAAGAAUGGAAACAACAAUUUGAAUUUCAUACAGGUCCAGCACUUGAUGUUGACUGGCGCAGCAAUAUGUCUUUUGCCUCAAGUUCCACAGACAAUAUGAUAUACGUCUGCAAGAUUGGUGAAACCCGCCCAGUACACACUUUUGCUGGACACCAGGGGGAAGUUAACUGUGUCAAAUGGGAUCCUACAGGCUCAUUGCUGGCAUCCUGUUCUGAUGAUGUCACAGCAAAGAUAUGGAGUUUAAAGCAGGAAAAUUAUCUUCACGAUUUAAGGGAGCAUUCCAAGGAGAUAUAUACCAUCAGAUGGAGCCCUACUGGUCCUGGUACAAAUAAUCCUAACAAAAAAUUGGUGCUAGCUAGUGCCUCAUUUGACUCAACUGUAAAACUAUGGGAUGUCGAACUUGGGAAACUCAUCUACAGCUUGAACGGACACAGGCAACCUGUAUACUCUGUUGCAUUCAGUCCCAAUGGUGAGUAUAUAGCCAGUGGGUCUCUUGACAAAUCCUUACACAUAUGGUCGUUGAAGGAAGGCAAGAUAGUUAGAACAUAUGCAGGCAGUGGAGGCAUUUUUGAGGUCUGCUGGAAUAAAGAGGGUGACAAGAUCGCUGCAUGUUUUGCCAAUAAUAUAGUCUCUGUUUUGGAUUUUAGAAUGUGA